AUGCAUGCAGAAAGGCUUAAACUAGUGAUGUCAGGAUUGAUUUCUAAUGCUCAGGGGGCUUUUGUCAAGGAAAAACAUAUUCUUAAUGGUAUUUUAAUUUCUAACGAACUCACUGAUAGCAGAUUGAGGCAAAAAAUAUCGGGAAUUAUGUGUAAGAUUGAUAUGCAGAAAGCCUUUGACAAUGUCAGUUGUCCUUCGUUGUUCACUGUUCUGGCUAAGAAUGGAUUUGGGGAUAAACGGAUUCAAUGGAUGAGGUGGCAUGUUACAGGGACGCAAUUUUCUAUUCUGGUUAAUGGAGAAGCAACAAAUAUGAUUAAACCUUCUAAAGGUGAAAAAUGGAAUUUUAAUUAG
Molecule: messenger RNA, 351 nt
Organism: Papaver somniferum (opium poppy)
Lineage: Eukaryota; Viridiplantae; Streptophyta; Magnoliopsida; Ranunculales; Papaveraceae
Exons: 2
Coding region: 1-351 (116 amino acids)
Source: RefSeq, a predicted model, not a curated record